This is a messenger RNA of Daphnia carinata, 1749 nucleotides long. Its product is annotated as N-acetylated-alpha-linked acidic dipeptidase 2-like. The record is from RefSeq and is a predicted model, not a curated record. NCBI's taxonomy places the organism in Eukaryota, Metazoa, Arthropoda, Branchiopoda, Diplostraca, Daphniidae. Gene Ontology annotation, molecular function: carboxypeptidase activity. The transcript has 13 exons. Bases 1 to 1749 code for a protein of 582 amino acids.
AUGAACAAGCAUUGGGUUUUUGGAUUUGCAAUCCUCUACGUUGCCACAGACAUAGCUAUCGGUGUUGGUCUUUAUUACGCUGGUUACCACAACGCCAGUCGAUCGAUGUCGGCAAAUAAGCGAGAUGUCUUCCAAGAUUUACAAGACGAAAUUUCAUCUGCAAAAAUCGAAAGCUUCCUUAAACAUCUAAGAAGUGUUCCCCAUUUAGCUGGAACUGCAGAAGACAGUCAACAGGCUGAAUGGCUGCGCGAUCAGUUUCUCGAAUUCGGUUUAGACCAGGCCACUGUAGUUCCAUACCAUGUUCUACUGUCUUAUCCAGACAUGGAGAAACCAAAUAAGGUCUACCUCAUUGAUAGCAACGGUGUAGCCAAUUUCACGUCUUCGGGUAAACAAAUGCCAUUGUACUCGCCAGAAGAAAAUUCAACCCUUGUGGCACCCAAUUUCAAUGCGUACUCUGGAACUGGAACUGUUACAUGCGACGGCCUAGUCUACGUUCAUUUUGGACAGGAAGCUGAUUAUGAGUAUUUGGCCAAAGAGGGAAUCGACGUUACUGGCAAGAUCGUGCUGGCUCGUUACGGUGCGUCAUUUCGGGGAAAUAUCGCAGAUCUAGCGGAAAAGAAAGGUGCCGCUGGUGUGUUAUUGUAUUCUGAUCCCAAGGAGUUUGCGAAGAAAGGGAGGAAUGAAAUCUAUCCGGAUUCGUGGUGGAUGCCGGGCAUGGCCGUCCAGUCCGAAAGUGCUUAUAGGAUUCCUCAGUCACAGGCAAUGCUACCCAACAUCCCGGUGCAACCGAUAGGUUAUGACGAAGCAGAAAUCUUAUUACGGUCAUUGAAAGGGAAGGAAGCACAAGACGAAUGGUGGGGCAGUUUAAACACCACAUAUUUGUUAGGUCCUGAAUUCCGGUCCAUAAAUUGGACAAUCAAAAUGGAAAUUCUUACAGCAAAUAAAAUGGCAACAAUAUACAAUACAAUCGGCAUGCUACACGGCCAAGAAGAACCAGAUCGUUAUGUGCUGGUCGGAAAUCACCGCGACGCCUGGAUUCUCGGUGUCCGUGAUCCAUCCAGCGGAACCGCCUCUAUGAUGGAGAUGGCAAGAGCUUUCGGAAAAGCGAAACUUGACCACAGUUGGCGCCCAAGGCGGAGUAUUGUCUUCUGCAGUUGGGGAGCCGAAGAGUACGGCCUAAUUGGAUCUUACGAAUGGGCUGAGGAGCACUCAAAGGUGUUGAGUCAAAGAGCUGUGGCCUACAUGAACGUUGACAUUGCAGUCCAAGGCAACUAUUCUCUAUGGGGAAAAGGAGCACCACUAAUGAAUAGUGUUUAUUUGGAAAGCUCUAAGAAAAUAAAAAAUCCCAGCCAAUCAGAAGUAGAAGCCGGACGACCUACCUUAUUUGAUACUUGGGCCUAUCGCUAUCCCGACACUUUGCAUCCUGGUAGACCAAGGGUGAAUAUUUUAGGAAGUGGGAGCGACUACACAGCUUUUAUGCACAUUUUGGGCAUUCCUUCCAUCGACAUUCGUUACAAUUAUGAAGAGAACAUUGGAUCAUAUCCCCUCUACCACACACUCUAUGAGACGCAUCACCUAGUAGCUGACAUCAUCGACAAAGAUUUCCUGUACCACCGAGCAGUCACACAGCUUUGGACAGAGAUCGCCCAUAAUCUAACAGAAUCAGUCAUUUUGCCAAUGGAUUUGGCCUGGUACGCCAUCUACUUGUCAGAGAGUGUGGCCAAUAUAAAAACACGUGUUACAAAGUAA